Schistosoma turkestanicum is the source of this 185-nucleotide messenger RNA. Lineage: Eukaryota; Metazoa; Platyhelminthes; Trematoda; Strigeidida; Schistosomatidae. The record is from the annotation of a GenBank genome assembly.
CCAAAUCAUUCAAAUGAAUCACAUAUGGGAACUCAAAUACACUUUACAAAAUUGGAAAAUUUUAGUGUACCAACAAUUGUGAAUAUGGAUAAACUUGUCAAAGAAUAUGAACAAAAUAAUCAAUCUCUUGUUAAUCAACAACAAUCUACUACAAUUUCAAUUGGACCAACUGUUGUACAUUGUAG